Molecule: messenger RNA, 2824 nt
Organism: Parasteatoda tepidariorum (common house spider)
Lineage: Eukaryota; Metazoa; Arthropoda; Arachnida; Araneae; Theridiidae
Gene: Hmt-1
Product: ABC transporter ATP-binding protein/permease Hmt-1
Biological process (GO): heme transport; transmembrane transport
Cellular component (GO): vacuolar membrane
Molecular function (GO): heme binding; ATP binding; ABC-type heme transporter activity
Source: RefSeq, a predicted model, not a curated record
AACAAAAGAUUGCAUGAAAUAGCCUGUGUGAGAUGUGAAGCCUCAGCCGCUCUAUACAGACAUUGGAGUUUAUUAGAAGUUUUUAAUUAUCGCUCUCUAAUAUUCAUUAAAAUCAUUCAAUUAAAAUGUAUUACUGUCCCCCCAAUGUUACGUUUUUAAAGCCAUGGAUAAAUCAUGGUCUCUCUCAUUGCUUUGCCGACACAAUAUUUUCGUCCUUCGCUUUUUUAUUUAUUAGUAUUUUUGGAAUAAUUCAAAUUCUAAUGUAUAUGAAAUUUUCGACUACCGUAGAUACAAGAGUUUUGCGACCAUCUUUUCUUUAUAAAUUACAAAUUUUCUGUCAUACCAUCCUUCCUUUAGCUGCUUUAAGUCGUCUUAUUUUACAAUUCACGAUUCUCUAUCAUAAAAUUCUCUAUGGUUACAUGUUCCUUAGUGCCUUUUUGUAUGCAGUUUCUUUUCCCUUUGCUUUGUUCCUUAUCUUUUUGGAGAGACAUAGAGCUUUGCCUAGUAUUCCAACUAGAGGACAUGGUUUGGUACUCUUAGUUUAUUGGACUGCAAUAUUUGUUUCCGAGAACCUUACUCUAUUAAACAUUCAGAAAGAAGAUUGGUGGUUCAAUUUAAGCAAUUUAUCUGAUAAGGUGGAAUUGGGUUACUUUGUUCUCCGAUAUUCAUGUUGCUGCUUAUUAUUUGGAAUAGGCUUAAAAGCGCCUGGUAUUCCAAAGCCGGAAGAUCUUAUCAUGUACUCUCAUUUGAGUAUUCAAGCUGAUGCUGAGAAUCUUCUUGAAAGUGGAGCACAGUCACCCCCAAGAAAUUCUUCUGCCUUUUCAGAUUUCUGGGUGAAAUGCAAGAGGUUGAUUCCAUUUUUGUGGCCAAAGAAAAAUAAGUUAUUGCAACUUAGAGUAAUUUGUUGCUUUGGUUUCCUAAUUGCAGGAAGAGUUAUCACUGUUUUUGUUCCUCAGUAUAACAAAUAUAUCAUUAACAGUUUGACUGUAGAUCGUUCCAUUAUGACGUUUAGAUGGGAUUAUAUCUGUAUAUAUGUGGCAUUUUGGUUUCUCCAAGGGCAAGGUAGCAAUAGCUUUAUGAAUAAUAUUCGUUCCUUCUUGUGGAUCAGAGUACAGCAAUACACUGUGAAAGAAGUUGAAGUAAAUAUGUACAACCAUUUACAUAGUUUGUCUUUAAAUUGGCAUUUGGGUAGAAAGAUUGGGGAAGUUUUGCGUGUCAUGGAUAGAGGUACAAGCAGCAUAAGUAAUUUAUUGGGUUACAUUGUGUUCAACAUCAUUCCCACUUUUGCUGAUAUCUUCAUAGCUGUAAUUUAUUUUGCUGUUGCAUUUAACCCAUGGUUUGGUUUAAUAGUCUUUGUUACCAUGACUAUAUACUUAGGAUCUACAAUAUAUCUUACGGAAUGGAGAACAAAAUUUAGACGGGAUGCAAAUAAGUUGGACAAUGCAGUUGAGGCACAAUGUGUUGACUCUUUACUUAACUUUGAAACAGUGAAAUAUUAUAAUGCAGAAUUAUUUGAAUCAGAAAACUACGAAAAAUGCAUUGAUAAGUACCAGGAAGCUGAAUGGAUUUCAACAGCUUCUUUAAAUCUGCUAAAUACUGCUCAGAAUACUGCAAUCAGUAUUGGUGUAUUGGCCGGAGCUUUACUUUGUGCUCAUUAUGUUGUUGAAGGAAAAUUAACAUCUGGUGAUUAUGUUCUAUUUAGCACAUACAUCUUGCAGUUAUAUACACCACUAAAUUUUUUUGGCACAUAUUACAGAAUGGUGCAAACUGCUUUUGUCGACAUGGAAAACAUGUUUACUCUACUCAGUACAGAACCAGAGAUUGUUGACAUUCCAAAUGCUCUUCCAUUGAAAAUUGGUUUUGGAGGAAUAGAAUUCAGAGAUGUUAAUUUUUCUUACAUUCCUGAGCGUCAAAUCCUGAAAAACAUUAGUUUUAAAGUUCCUGCAGGGCGCACUGUUGCAUUGGUUGGUCCUACUGGUAGCGGUAAAAGCACAAUAACAAGACUUUUAUUUAGACUUUAUGAUGUGCAAUCUGGAGAAAUUUUCAUUGAUGGACAAAAUAUAGCUAAAGUUACUCAGAAAUCUGUACGUCAGUGUAUAGGAGUAGUUCCCCAAGAUACUGUACUUUUUAACAAAUCUAUUAGGUUUAAUAUUGGAUAUGGUAGACCUUCAGCAUCUGAUGAAGAGAUAGAAGAAGCUUCUAAAGCUGCAGAAAUGCACAAUCAAAUUCUCACUUUUCCAGAUGGUUAUGAAACUAUAGUUGGAGAGAGAGGUUUGAAGCUUAGUGGUGGUGAGAAACAACGAGUUGCUAUUGCUAGAACAAUAUUGAAAGCUCCAUCAAUUGUUGUUUUAGAUGAGGCAACAUCAUCUUUGGAUACUCAAACUGAACGUCUCAUUCAAAACUCUUUGUCAAAAAUUUGUGCCAAUAAAACUAGCUUGAUUAUAGCUCAUAGAUUAUCAACUAUUAUACAUGCUGAUGAAAUUUUAGUUCUAAAAGAAGGAGAAAUUGUUGAAAGAGGAAGUCACAGUGAGCUUUUAGAGAGGAAUGGUGUUUAUGCCAACAUGUGGCAGCAGCAGUUGAAAGGAGAAGAAGAUGAAAAGAAAGGAGAAGAAGAUGAAAAAUAAAUGUUGCUAAUUUAUUCAGUCUUAAAAGUCUCAAACUGGAAGACAACUGCCAGGCAGAGACAGGCCUGGAGGAAGUUGAUUGAGAAGGCCAGGGCCCACCCGGGGCUGUCGUGCCAUUGAGGAAGGAAGGAAUUUAUUAGAUCAAAAUUCUAUGUAGUCAAAAAUAUUUAUUCAUUGUAAAUAAAUGUUUAUUUUUUAAA